CGCUCCGGGGCGGGUAGGCGCCCCAGGAUGGAGUCCCCACCCAGCACGGCGGGGCAGGAGGAGCAGGAGCUGCGGGAGCGUGCCUUCUUCUCAUGGGCCGAGUUCAGCCGCUUCUUCGACGCGUGGUGCCAGCAGCGGCUGGCGCUCUUCUUCGUCAAGAGCUCCAUGCACCUGGCGCGCUGCCGCUGGGCCAGCGCACCCCCGCUCUACACGCUCAUCGACGUGCUCAAGUACAGCUACGUGCGGCUCGUGUGCAAGGACGUGCGCGCGCCCAGCCGGCCCACCGUGGGGCCCCCCCAGCCCGGCUGCCCGGCCUUCAUCAUCGUCAAGCUGAGCCCGCUGCGGGACCGCCUCGUGGUGACGGAGUGCCAGCUGACCCACUCGCACCCCGCCUGCCCGCUCGAGUUCGCCUACUACUUCCGCCCGGGCCACCUGCUGGCCAACGCCUGCCUCCCGGUGCGCACCACCAACAAGAUCUCCAAGCAGUUCGUGGCGCCGGCCGACGUGCGCCGCCUGCUCUCCUACUGCAAGGGCCGCGACCACGGCGUCCUGGACGCCCUGCACGUGCUCGAGGGGCUCUUCCGCACCGACCCCGAGGCCAAGGUGAAGCUGGUGUUCGUGGAGGACCAGGCGGUGGUGGAGACGGUGUUCUUCCUGACGUCGCGCACGCGCGCGCUGCUGCGGCGCUUCCCGCGCAUGCUCCUGGUGGACCGGCUGCCGGGGCUGCAGGGCGCGCUGGACCUGCUGGCCGUGCUGUGCGUGGACGGCGCGGGCCGCGCGCGCCAGGCCGCCUGCUGCGUGGCGCGCCCGGGCACGCCGAGCCUGCUGCGCUUCGCGCUGGCCUCGCUGCUGCAGAGCGCGCCCGACGUCAAGGGCCGCGUGCGCUGCCUGACGGCCGGGCCCGAGGUGGCGGCGCAGCUGCCUGCCGUGCGCCAGCUGCUGCCGGGCGCGCGCGUGCAGAUCUGCCGCGCGCAGGGCCUCGAGACGCUCUUCAGCAAGGCGCAGGAGCUGGGCGGCGCCGGCCGCGAGGACCCGGGCCUGUGGCCGCGCCUGUGCCGCCUGGCCGGCGCGUCGUCGCCCGCCGCCUACGCCGAGGCGCUGGCCGAGCUGCGCGCGCACGGCCCGGCCGCCUUCGUCGACUACUUCGAGCGCAACUGGGCCCCGCGCCGCGACAUGUGGGUGCGCUUCCGAGCCUUCGAGGCGGCCCGGGACCUGGACGCGUGCGCUCUGGUGCGCGGCCACCGCCGGCGCCUCCUGCGCCGCCUGAGCCCCUCGCGCAGCGUGGCGCAGUGCCUCCGCGACCUGGUGGCCAUGCAGUGGGCCGACGCGGCCGGGGAGGCGGCGCCCGACGGCCCGGACGGCGGCGGGCCGUGGCCAGAGGGCGAGCCGGGGAGGGGAGCCCACGUGGAGGAGAGGAUGAAGGUCCUGGAGAGCGGGGACUGGGGAGGGGCCCCGAAAGAAGGAAGUAUUUGGAGAGGCGCCCAGUUGGAGAAGGAGUGGCCCCGAGGUUUGGAGGCCAGAGACCGGGGAGGGGCUCAGUUGGAAAGUGAGAUGGGGAGAGGGUUGCAGAUCCAAGACUGGAGAGAGGUCCAGUUGGAGAACCAGAAAGAGAGAGGGCUAGAGGAGAGCGUUUGGAGAGGGUCCCAGCUGGAGAACGAGCAGUGGAGAGGACCAGAGAUCAGAGACUGGAGGGGGGCCCUGUUGGAGGGUGAGAAGGAUAAGGGACCGGAGGGUUAUGUCCGGAGAGGCGCCCGGUUGGAGGACCACGGGCUGAGGGAAUUGGAAGGGUAUACCUGGAGGGCGGCCCAGCUGGAGGAUCGAAGGAUUAGGGUGCUGGAGACCACAGACCGGAGGGGGACCCCGUUGGAUUCUGAGCGGGGCCCUUCAAGACUUGAAGGGAGCACCUGGAGGGGGGCCCAGCUGCAUGAUGAGAGGGCAGGUGGACUGAAAACCAGAGAGUGGAAGGGGCCUCAGUUGGAAGCUGAGAAGGGAAGGGGGUUGGAGGUCAGGAACUGGAGGGGGCGCCAUUUGGAGAAGCCCAGGGAGUUGAUCCCUGAGAAUGGAGACCAAAGGGGGCCCCAGUGGGGAGAUGAGAGGCAGAGAGGGCCAGAGAUUGGAGAAGAGAGAGGAGUGAGUUUGGGGGUCAAAAGAAGAAGGGACCUGGAGGAUGUAGUUCUGGUCCAGCUGGGGGACACAAGGAUGACAGGCCUGGAGAAUGGAGAGGGAGCCCCAUCUAUGGGCCCCAAGAGCAGAGGAGGACAAGGGAUGGAGUGUGGGGGCACCGGAGGGAGGUGUCUAGGGCUGGGGAAUGGGGUCAUGUGUGGCGCCCCGGUGGCGACGGUGUUUGAGGGUGAUCUAGAAUGGGCAGGGACAAGGAGAGUCUACCUGGCCACCGGGGAGAGCCUGCAGGAAGGAGGUGAAGAAGAAGGACCAAGGGAACCGAAGAGGCCUUGCUGCCCGUCGGCAGAGGAAGAGGUGGACUGGGAGCCCCUGGCCAAGUUCCGAGCAGCCUGCGGGCCAGAGCUGGCAGACUUGGUGGCCGAAGAGCUGGCCUUUGCCAGGCAGCACGGUACCCGGGGUUUCCACUGGACUGGAGCUGGGUUUGCCCUUAAGGAUGGCACCUCAGACUUCUUCCUGGACAGGGCUCUGACCCGCUGCAGCUGCUCCAUCCAUGCCGCCCGGCGUCUGCCCUGCCGACACCUCUUUGCAGCACGCCUCCUCACCGGGGCAGCCUUAUUCCACAUGGACCUGCUCAGGGACUGCUGGGGGAGAGCCCCAGAGCCCUGA
Odobenus rosmarus divergens (Pacific walrus) is the source of this 2787-nucleotide messenger RNA. RefSeq names its product chromosome unknown open reading frame, human C19orf68 (gene ZSWIM9). Lineage: Eukaryota; Metazoa; Chordata; Mammalia; Carnivora; Odobenidae. The transcript has 4 exons. Bases 28 to 2787 code for a protein of 919 amino acids. The record is from RefSeq and is a predicted model, not a curated record. Gene Ontology annotation, molecular function: zinc ion binding.